Molecule: messenger RNA, 1506 nt
Organism: Adineta ricciae
Lineage: Eukaryota; Metazoa; Rotifera; Eurotatoria; Adinetida; Adinetidae
Source: the annotation of a GenBank genome assembly
AUGAGCGAUAAACAACGACCAUCCAUUGCCUUAUCAGUUGGUUUGAAGGGAGUCGCUGCUGCGUCAAAAUUUAAAGGAUUACUGAACCAACCAAGUCUAAGCUCUUUCUCAAAUCCGGAGGAUGUCAAAGAAGAACGAAUUGAAAUUCAGAAUCUUUUGCGAUUAGAAGAUUUGGAGAAAUUACGUUCAGAAGGAUUUUCUGGAAACAAAUCGCUGAAUAAAGAACAAUUCAUCUCAUUUUUAAGACAAGCUUUGCCGCGUGGAACUAAUAGAGAUUAUGAUGAACUAUUCGAAGCCGUAGAUGUGACAAAAGAAGGUCGUAUCUCAUGGGAUAAUCUAGCGGAAUACAUCGUCUUGAAAUUAACUGAUAGUGAUGAUCGGCAAAAAGCAACGACCAUACCUAGUUGGAAAGGUGGAAAAUCUGCCAUCAAUUCCCAUCGAGAUUCGAUCAAACGUAUUCAACAUAUGGAUAGUUUGGGUCGAUAUAUAUCAUUGAGUCGAGAAGGAACGAUUUGUAUUUACGAUGAUGAUAUGCAGCUUUUUAAAUCAAUCUCAGCGUCAACUGAAAAUUGUAAAUCGAGAGAUUUAUGGAUAACGGAUUUUGCGCUCAUGCCGAACAACAGCAAAAUAGCAUUAGCGUACACAUCAAAAGAAAUCAUUAUUUUUGACAUGACACCAAAAUUAGAAUUGAAUUUAUCCUAUCGAAUCGUUGGAAUGGAAGGAACGCCUUUCUGUUUGGAUUAUUGGUUUGAUCCAGAAAAUUUGAAUGAUGCCAUUUUGAGUUGGGGUGAUGUGAAAGGAAACGUUCAUGCUAUCUUUUUCAACUCCGCUGUAAUUGCUUUGAUUGAACGACCUGCCAGACAAACAACUGAUGCAGAAUAUAAAAAAGUUCAAUUAGCAGAUAUAGCAAAUGGAAAUUAUAAGAAUGCAUCCUACGCAACAUAUCACGCGCAUGGCGAAUGGACUCGGAAAGUUAAGUAUGUUGAACAUCUGGAAUGUUUUGUCUCGUGUUCGACAGAUGCGAAAACGGCGCUGGUGUUUGCUUGGUUGGAAAAAUCUGGAUUAACUGUUCGAAAUCCGGAUAUUAUUCGCGAUCGAAGUAAUUAUUCCGUUCGUGUCCGACGACUACGUGAAGGAAGGAAUACAGUAUACAUCGAACAAGGCGUCAAUUCAUUUGAUUACUCGAGAAAUUUCAAUCUAAUUGAAACAGUACUUUCAUUUCUCUACAUUUCAUUAAUCUCUUUAGCAACUGCUGGUGCGAAUUGUCAAGUUCGAUUAUGGAAUCCAUUCGUUCUGUCUAAACCAAAUGGAACGUUGAUUGGUCAUAUGCGAUCUGUGCUCUUCGUACAGUUCAUUCAUAGUCGUGCCCAAGUGAUAAGCUUUUCCAAAGAUAAAAUAUUACGUAUAUGGGAUGUUCAAUUACAAAUCUGUCUUCAACGUUUAGCGAAUAUAUUUCCACGUGGACCCGAAGGUAAGAAGCGACAUGCAAAAGAAAAGGCAAAGUAA